This is a messenger RNA of Neopsephotus bourkii (Bourke's parrot), 1308 nucleotides long. It is a transcript of the gene RHNO1, whose product is annotated as RAD9-HUS1-RAD1 interacting nuclear orphan 1. Gene Ontology annotation, biological process: DNA damage checkpoint signaling; cellular response to ionizing radiation; recombinational repair. The transcript is spliced from 2 exons. Bases 458 to 1276 code for a protein of 272 amino acids. The record is from RefSeq and is a predicted model, not a curated record. Lineage: Eukaryota; Metazoa; Chordata; Aves; Psittaciformes; Psittacidae. Gene Ontology annotation, cellular component: chromosome; nucleus.
CUAUGUGAGUUUGCCUGUCUUGGGUAGUUAAAAUAUGUAUUUUUGUAAGGAAUUAACUUUUCCAGUAACAUUGAGUCUGGCCCAAAGGCCAGUUCAGAACUCCUUUUGCAGCUGGGACACUUGUUUCGUUCACAUCUGUGUCUCCCCCAGUGUAUUUGGCUACAUGAAGCUCUGGAGCAUGUAUCUAUUCUGUGCAUUUUUAAAUUUAUCAGAAAUUCAACAUAAGGUUCAAAAAGUGCUGAUCGGAAAAAGUCUGCAUAGAGAUGUGUAUGGCAUACUGUUGCAUGUAUAUUUUACUUUUGUUAAAAAUUAGAUCAAACAAGUAUCUCUUCAAAUCCAUUUAUUUGCCUUCUACAGGUUUGAGAACACUUUAGCAUCUCCUUGUGUGCUUUUCUCUUUCUCCAGUUGGCAUUAGCAAGCACCAUGAGGUUUCGAAGUGGUUUUACCAUACCUUUUGAUGCCUCCGAAGAAGAAAUGUACCAAGACCAGAAAGGCAGAGCUGGUAUUCCUUGAGAGGCCGCGAGAGGGACCCGUCCAUUGCUAUGAAGCUCCGCUACAUUCGGCUGAGAAUCCAAGGCGUGUUCCUACAAAACCUGUAGACCAGAACACCUCUGCUGCCUGGGUGUGUCCACAGUUUGAAACAACUACAUCAGUGGCUUUGAAAGUAUGCCAGAAGAAGCAUCGUGGUCCUCACAAACCCCAGAAUCACGAUGCCAGCUACAGUUCACUUCAUAUAAGGGGAGCUUGUCGAAGAGCUACAGCCUGCAAAUUUCCUCCUUUAACUUUUGAGAAGACAGAAGGUGCAGUCCACCCCUCAGAUCAUCCAAAUCACUUGAGGAAACACAGGCAGCCCAAGGAAGGGACAGCAGCAAAAGCUAACAUCCAGGUGAACAGUCUGGUGAACUGUACAGAAAUACCCUUGUUACCCACUCCCCAGCCUGUGGAGCCAGAAGUCUGUAGUUCACCAGAUGUAGAGACUGCACAGGUGCCUUCCAUAAGUAACUGGAGGUGCAGCAGCACUCUGCCACAAAGUAGUAGCCAUGCCUGGCAUCCAGAUAAAGAGCUGGCAUUCGGUAUUGACUCCUGUGAGGAGGGGGAGUUGGAGUCAACACCAGUACUGGUUACAGAUACUCCUGAACAUGAGUAUGGAGUAAAGGUUACUUGGAGGCAGCGGCCUCUUAUAAUGAGGUAUCUGCAGGACAGGGGGAAGCUGAGCGCUGCUGACACACUGGUGAAGACGAACCUCGAGCUCUCAAGGAGACAGAACAACGUCUGAUUUGGCAGGAGCAGUAAACAUGUGCAAAACCA